This is a messenger RNA of Brugia malayi, 2976 nucleotides long. RefSeq names its product Patched family protein (gene Bma-ptr-2). Gene Ontology annotation, cellular component: cytoplasmic vesicle membrane; plasma membrane. Gene Ontology annotation, molecular function: transmembrane transporter activity. The coding region runs from base 1 to 2976 and encodes 991 amino acids. The transcript has 16 exons. Lineage: Eukaryota; Metazoa; Nematoda; Chromadorea; Rhabditida; Onchocercidae. The record is from RefSeq and is a predicted model, not a curated record. Gene Ontology annotation, biological process: molting cycle, collagen and cuticulin-based cuticle; transmembrane transport; endocytosis.
AUGCGGACGUUCGACUGUAUCGAAAGGCCGCUAUCUCGACUGUUCUAUCGGUACGGCCAAUACGUUGCGCAACAUCCGCUACCAUUCAUUGCUAUCCCAGUUCUAAUUACUGCGCUCUGUUCAAUUAGCCUCCUUCACAUUCAUCCCGUUACUGAUCCUGUUUAUCUUUUCACUCCCCGAAAUGCUCCGAGUAAAUACGAACGACAAAUUAUUCAUAAUCUUUGGCCUUUGUAUUAUAAUAAUUAUAUUCCUGGCCGAGCAGUAACACAGUCCCGAGAAGUACAGGUAAUAGUGGUAAGCCGAGAUGGCGGUAAUAUUCUGGAACGACCAUAUUCUGAAGCAGUGCGACGUUUGGAUUUUUUUAUUCAGAAUCGUGUCAGAUUAUAUUAUAUGGGCAAAACAUACAGGUAUCAUGAUUUAUGUCUAAAAUGGCGUAAUGAAGGAUGUCCGGGAAAUAAGCAUAUCCACAUUGUCAGUGAUCUUUAUCAACAUGGCAUCAAUGUCACGUAUCCAACUGUGCGAUUUGGCUCUGCAAGUGGUUAUAUUGGCGGUGCACUUGGCGGGGUAUCACUUUUCCGUGAAGCUAACGGUACUACUUCAUUAGCUGGUGGUCUUGCUUGGUUCAUGAUAUAUCAUCUGAAGUUCUUCCCGCGUAAUGUUAGUUACAUCUCUGGAUUGUGGGAGAAGAAAUUACAAGAAGCACUGGACAAUUAUCCAUUUGACCCUUCCAUUACUUUCACUUACUUGCAUUCACAAACAUUAACGGAAGAGUUGAAACGUAAUGCAAAUUCAUUGAUUCCACGAUUCGUGAUAGCAUUUUCUAUUCUCGUUUUCUUCUCUCUUCUGUGUUCCUUAAUGUUUAUCGAUGGAACGCUCUAUGUAGAUUGGGUCCUUUCUAAGCCGGUAUUAUCACUGCUUGGCGUUAUCAAUGCUGGAAUGGGCAUCGUUACCGGUAUUGGAAUCACUAAUUUCUGCGGCGUGCCAUAUAGUGAUAUCGUUGGUGUGAUGCCAUUUCUUCUAGUGGCUGUAGGUACUGAUAAUAUGUUCUUGAUGGUAGCAGCUGUUCGACACACUAAUCGGGCCUUUCCGGUGCAAAAACGGAUUGGAGAAUCUAUGAGUGAUGCAGCUAUAUCGAUUCUGAUAACCUCACUCACCGAUGCCUUUUCCUUUGGCGUUGGUGCAAUUACUAGCAUUCCAGCAGUACAAAUUUUCUGCAUUUACACUGGUGUUGCAAUAACAGUUACAUUUAUUUAUCAAAUAUCCUUCUUUUGUGCACUGCUGUCGUUGGCUACAGAAUGGGAAGCAGCAGGACUUCAUUGUGUUUGGCUUCAACCAACCGUACCAGAUACAUUUAUUAAAUCAACACCAUUUAAAUAUCGAUUGUUUUGGAUGGGUUCUAGAGCAGAUCAGGAUCCAAAAAAUCUGGAGAGAAAUCUGAAAGAUACAACUACAAAAACGUUCUUCAAGGAAUGGUUUGCCCCAGUAUUAAUGAAUCCGGUAGUGAAGAUCCUUGUUGUCAUGUGGUUUUUCAUUUAUAUUUGUCUAUCUAUGUACGGCUGCCUUCACUUACGAGAGGGCCUUGAACCAAUUAAUCUAUUAGUGCAAGAUUCGUAUGCCAUACCGCAUUAUCGUUAUUUGGAAAAGUACUUCUGGAAUUAUGGUGCUCCUCUUCAGAUUGUGGUAAACAAUGCGCCUGAUCUGAGAGACAGAAGUGAAAGGAGGCGAGUGCAGUCCAUGGUACAUGCUUUUGCUAACACAAAAUAUUCGAUUGGUGACGAUAGCAUACAGUUCUGGCUGAAGGAAAUGGAAAUUUACUAUGAGAAGGAAUUGGAAAUGAACAUUGUUGAUUCAGAAAUAUACGGAAUGGCAGAACAUUUUUUUUCGGCAAAAGCUCAGGAUGUUUGGAAUGAAGAUGUCAUUUGGGAAAUCAAUAAACAGGGACUAUACAGCAUUCGAAGUUUUAGAUUCUUGGUGGGUAUGAAACACAUUUCGAAAACAUAUUAUCAAGAAGAGGCAACAAAAACAUUUCGAGAAGUGGCUGAACGUUAUUCAUCCUAUAAUGUCACCACAUUUUCACCGCUAUGGCUCUUCACUGACCAAUAUGCCAUUGUAAUUUCCAACACUAUACAAAAUAUUCUGAUAGCACUAGUGGUGAUGAUCAUAAUUGCGAUGCUCUUAAUACCGCAGCCGCUUUGCUCGGUCUGGGUAGCAUUCUCUAUCGCGUCCAUCGAUCUGGGCGUCAUUGGUUUCAUGACAUUAUGGGAUGUCAAUCUGGAUGCAAUAUCAAUGAUUACGAUAAUAAUGUCAAUUGGCUUUUCGGUUGAUUAUUCGGCACAUAUCACCUAUGGAUAUGUUAUCUCUGCUGAGUCUACCCCGGAGCAGCGAGUUAAAACAGCGCUUGGAGCGCUUGGAUGGCCUGUCACGCAGGGAGCGAUGUCAACAAUUCUGGCUGUUGUUGUUUUGGCUGAUAUACCGGCUUACAUGAUCGUUACUUUCUUCAAAACAGUGUCGUUGUCAAUUGUGCUUGGUCUUCUUCAUGGCCUCGUAUUUCUACCAGUGAUGCUUUCUUGGUUUGUUGGUGGUUCUUGCGUUCUUCCUUCCAUCGACGAUAAGGCUUGUUUCGUGUCUCACAUAAAUGUUGUAACGGGUCAAACAGAGUAUCACUCAUCUAUUUUUGGAAAUUCUAGAUUUAAUAGUUCCAGUCUUUUGGGAGAUGAUAAGACGGUGAAUGAAUCAGUAAAGAAUCAGUCAGGAGAACAGAAUUUGCAUAAUGCGUCAAUAACUGGGCAACCUGAAGAUAUUAGAGAAGUGACAGAGACUGUAGUGCAACCGUACGGUCCCUAUGGUAUUUAUUUAUCUCGAAAUAUUCCUACUCGACGAAGCUACCCUCGCCAGAUAAAGCCUAGUCCGGAUUGCAUAAGUCCAUUAGCAAAACCAUCUCGGAAGCUUACUGAAGCUAAUUCAAAUCCAUUUUAA